UCAAGGGUCCAGCCGGCCGCUUAAAUUGCCUCGACGCUGCAGGUCUUGCACGCCGUCAAGCACCAAUGAAGGGCCAGCCGGCUUCUCUAUCUUGCACUGCCAUGCGCACGAACACCACGGGAGUAGCGCCAUUUGCAGAAAGGGGUGGCGUCCAUCAGGUGCGCCGGGCUGGAUGUGUAAUAAUUAAACCUCCCAAGGGGGGAUAUCCACCCUUCCCCAGAGCUCCUUAAAACGGGCCGGUCUCCCCCUUUGGAGCGAGGGCUUUGAAGUUUUUUGUGUUUUUCGGGAGGUUCAUCCCGCCCUUUUCCACCCGCCACGAUGGCGCAACAUCCACGCUCCGGUUUUGUUGGACGUUUUAUGAAUUUGUUGCCUCGUGCACAACGCGAGCAAAAUGAGCAGCAUCAUUUUCCCCCAAUGACCUCACCGGGGGUUUUCCCCCCGGCGGCGCCUGGGAUGCUGCCGGGCGGAGAUUUAGAGGCAAUGGGCGCCGCCGCAAUGCCACCUCCUGUCCCGCCGCCGCCGUCGCCGCCGCAGCAGCAGCAGCAGCAACCACAACAGCACCACCACCCCUACCACCCACAGCAACCACAACAACCCCGCCAACUGACCAUCUCCACCACCGACGUCGGAUCCCUCAUUCCGCCGCAGGACAAAUUGCUCGUCUUCCGCGCGUUGACGGGGAUCGACAGCAUUCCCGCGCUAACGACGCUCCAGCACUACCGCCGCACGGCGCCCAAUAUCGGCAUCUACACGCGCGUCGUCAAGGCGGAGCACUCGGCGGGGCGGCGAUACCGGUUCUUUAGUGUCUUGAUCAACGUGUGCCUGGGGAUCCAGAUCGUGGUGGCAGCAGCCCUGACGGCGCUGGGCGCCGCGAGCGGGCCGCACUCGGCGGUGACGGCGUUCGGGGCGAUCAACACAAUCAUGGCGGGGGUGCUCACGUACCUCAAGGGCUCUGGGUUGCCCGACCGGCUGAAACACUACCAGAACGAGUGGCGCAACAUCCGCGAGUACAUCGAGCAGCGCGAGCGCGAGCUUUGCUUGAGUGGCUGCGAGCUGGACAUCCAGCAGGAGAUCCACAUCAUCGAGUACAUGUACGAGGGGGUGAAGCGCGAGAUCGACCAGACGAAGAGCACGGAGAAUCGGGCGGCGCCGCGCGAGGGAGGCCCAAACCGCCGGAUGUUCUAUCCGCAGCAUAGACAGCAACAGCAACAACCGCAGCAGGUGCAGCAGGUGCAGCAGCAACAGCAACAGGGUCCGAUGUAUCCGUCACCGCAACCACACUCCCCGUAUCCCAAUGAAUCGUAUGUAGUGGAGAGGGUUCGGAGUCCGGCGCCGACGGAGGGCAAACCGUGACUGUGACUGUGAUUGUGACUGCAACGGUGACUGCUGGCUGCAUUACGAUGCUUAGUAUGACUGAUAGUAAUGACUUGUGCUAAUUUGAUCUAGAGUCUAGUCACUCGUGAUUACCCCGAUCCACGGAACUGGUCCCUUGCCGUCGGAGCUGAUUCUUGCCUCUGAUAGGAGUAUCUACUCCGAAGGUUGCAAGCCCAGCACAGAACGGAGUAUAGGGUUGUCUGAGCACUUAUCACAACACCAUCUACUAAUAAACACAAAGGAAAGACUGGUGCCUAGCUUCACCCACAAAGAAAGAAUCCCCUGAGUCUGAAGUAUAAAUCCGCGACCAAACCUCAACCUCAACCC
This is a messenger RNA of Aspergillus brunneoviolaceus CBS 621.78, 1701 nucleotides long. RefSeq lists its product as uncharacterized. NCBI's taxonomy places the organism in Eukaryota, Fungi, Ascomycota, Eurotiomycetes, Eurotiales, Aspergillaceae. The record is from RefSeq and is a predicted model, not a curated record. The coding region runs from base 319 to 1353 and encodes 344 amino acids. The transcript has 2 exons.